Messenger RNA from Capsicum annuum, 2662 nucleotides. RefSeq names its product pentatricopeptide repeat-containing protein At2g27800, mitochondrial. The transcript is spliced from 3 exons. The record is from RefSeq and is a predicted model, not a curated record. The coding region runs from base 312 to 2051 and encodes 579 amino acids. Gene Ontology annotation, molecular function: protein binding. NCBI's taxonomy places the organism in Eukaryota, Viridiplantae, Streptophyta, Magnoliopsida, Solanales, Solanaceae.
GGGUGCAAAUAUCUUUUUCAAUUCAUAAGACUUCAAAAUAAUUUUUUGCAUAAAUUCACUAAUGACCCUUGUCUAAACUAAAGGUAAAUUUGCCCAAUUUUUUCUCUACUUCCCCAUUGCUUUUUCACUGCUCGUCUGCAAUGUCCACCAUUUUUGUACCACAAAAGAGAAAGAAAACCUUAACCCAGAUUCAGUUAGGUAAUUUGAAAGAACUAGCAAAGGCUACAUAAAUCAAUCCAAAAAAUCCCUCUUUACUGGAAUUCCAAAUAGUAAGCAUUUUCUUGAUCUAUUUUCCAGCUAUUCAAUGUAAAAUGUUUGUUUUUAGGCACCAUUUUGCUCAUUCUUGGUCAAAGUUUACUCUUUUGUGUAUUAAAGAUCCUAACUUUAGUAAAAUUACUUGUUUGAAUACUUUGUGCUAUCAUUCAUAUAUACACCCUUUUAGCUUUAGUUCAAGAAAAUUGUUUUCUUGCCCAUUAAAUUCUAGACCACUUUUCUCUCACACCCAAUUUGGCAUUUUAGCUACAAAACCAUCCUUGUUUGUUUUUAGGCACCGUUUUGUCCAUUCAUGGUUAAAAUUAAGCCUUUUGCGUGUUAAAGAUCCCAGCUUUAGUAAGAUUACUUGCUUGAAUACUUUGUGUUGUCAUUCAUAUGUGUACCCUUUUAAGUAUAGUUCAAGAAAAUCUUUUUCUUGGGCAUCAAAGUGUAGAGUUGGUUUAGCUCACACCCAACUCGGCGUAGUAUCUAAAAGAAGGACACAGCUGUCCACUAAAGCUCCUUCUAUGCACGGGGUACGAGGAAGGGCUGGACGACAAGGGUCUAUUGUAUGUAGCCUUAGCCUGCGUUUGUUUCCACUGCUUGAACCCAUGACCUCUUGGUCACAUGGAAACAACUUUACCGGUUACUCCAAGGCUCUCCUUCAAUCCAGCAUGGUGUCUAUAAAACCAUUAUUUCCUGUCAAUUUCUAUUCUUCAAAUGCACCUGGAUGGUUAAGAGGACCCCCAUCGAGAUCUUUGAGAAAAAGGAUGAAUAGAAGAGCAAGAAUUGCAGCAAUGCCUGUUCUUGAUGAAUCACAGUUUCAAAAUGCUGUAUCUCAGCUUCCACCUCGAUUUACCCCUGAAGAACUUAGGGGUGUCAUGGAUUCACAAAGAGAUCCUUUAGUGUGUUUGGAGUUGUUCAAUUGGGCGACGAAACAACACCGGUUCAGGCAUAAUGUUUCGACAUACCAUCUUGUUAUACAAAGGCUCGGUGAAGCGAAUAUGUAUAAAGAAAUGGAUGAUGUUGUUAAUCAAGUGCUUGCUAUUCGAUCUAUUGGGUCUGAGGAACUUUUCAAUUCGAUGAUUUAUUAUUUCACAGAAGCUAGGAAGUUGACCAGAGCUGUGAUGAUAUAUAAGCAUAUGUUAAACAGUAGGAAAUUUGAUUGUAGGCCGUCGAUUAAAACUUACAAUAUUCUUUUCGCGGCGCUUCUUAGUAGGAGGAGUAAUUCAUAUAUAAAUCAUAUUUAUAUGGAUGCUAUAAGGUCCCUGUUCAAACAAAUGGUUGAUAAUGGGAUUGAACCAGAUAUAGUUUCCUUGAAUACCAUGAUAAAAGGGUAUGUGCUUUCGCUUCAUGUCAAUGAUGCUCUCAGGAUAUUUCACCAAAUGGGUGUGGUCUACGAGUGCCAGCCCAACUCAUUUUCAUAUGAUUAUCUGAUCCACGGGUUAUGUGCACAAGGCCGAACAAAGAAUGCUAAGGAAAUUUAUGAUAAGAUGAAGUGCAGAGGAUUUAUUCCUAGUAGUAAAUCAUACAACUCGCUAGUGAACUCUUUCGCUCUUGGCGGAGAGGUUGAUGAGGCUGUGAAAUUCUUAUGGGAGAUGCACGAAAGACGAAGAACAAUUGACUUCAUCACCAUCAGAACAGUAAUUGAUGAAGUUUGCAGGCAAAGAUGUGUGCAAGAUGCCAUUAUCUUGUUGAAGGAGUUGCAGGAUAAGGAUCUUGUCGACGGUCUUACCCAUAGCGAGCUUCUGUGUGAACUUGAAGAUGACAUUGAUAAUUUCAAUGUCAGAAAUCUUUGAAGCCAAUAAAACAAUCUGACGUGGUGAAUUUGGGGAAAACAGUUUCUAUUGGCAAGAGCUAAACCUACUGAGUGCUUGGCUUGAAACGUUGGCAGGCUGCACCAAGUUUAGUUUAUCAAGGGGUGGGAAAAAAGAACUCAUUUUUCAUGGAGAAAUGAGAGAGCUGCCAGAACACAACAUGUUUUCCUCAUGGAAGAUGUAUAUGCGUGUAAUAUGGAAUGGGAAGCAAGAGUUAAAGAGACAAGAUGAAUCCCUUAAAAAGCUUUCUUCUUAUGGAUAGACGAGGGCAGCUUGAUGCAUUAAACUACCGCUAUGUGUGGGAAUCAUGAAGCUUCAAACACGCGACACCUAGUACAAAAGAUGAGCCAAUGAGGCUCCUGACCAAAUGAGCUAUGUAGCUCUUCUUAUGAGCUAGAUCUGAUUAGAUACAUCAAUUGUAUAGUUGUUCUCCUUCUACUUAUAAUGCUAUGUAGCUAACUUACUAGCUUUGCUUGGAAAGUACACUUCCUUUAUGUAGUCAAACUUACAAGCAUGUCAUUUUCUAGUACUUUGUGUACUCACUUAUGGGCAGAAGUGAUUUUUGUUAUAAUCAUACAUAUUUUAAUUUUUUA